AUGUCUAGACACGGCGAUGCCGAACUGACAGCGGAUUGUGUUAUUCAGUGGAAUGGCAUUGGUAGCGGUAAAAUCAUUCAGCGGUUCCCUGAAAGGGACUGGCCGGACACCCCAUUUAUUGAGAGCCUGGAGCUUUUCUGUCAACCACAAGGGUGGGCACUGUCGACAGAACGGCAAGAGCCUAAAUUCUUUGUAUCGGUGCUGACAGAUAUUGAUGCAAAACGACAUUACUGUGCAGUUCUUUGUUUUAAUGAGGCAGUCUCCAUCACACCCAGCAAACCAACUGAUGAGGAGGAUGACAGCGUGGAUUUGAGUGGGGGAGUGCGUGGUGUGGGCCCCCCUGUGCCUCUCAUCACCCACCACUCCAUUAUGUAUGCCCCUAAGUGCCUGGUCCUUAUUUCUACGCUUGACUACUUUGAGACAUUUAGGAAUUGUGGCAUUGUGUACACAGUGUAUAUGGAAGGUCUAGGUGUUAGCAUGGAGACACUUAUAGGCAACAUGGUGGGCUAUGUUCAGGUACCUCCACCAGGGGACCGCAGCUUUCAUAUGUCUCCAGGUUCGUUCAGCAUUGGUGCAGGAGAUAGACAAGCUCUCCAGCCUCCAGCCUCUCCAACUCUUCCUGUCACCAGUACUACUGUUCUUAGCCUCUUUAACCAAUUAGGAAUCAAGAAUGUUUUGGUGCUGUUUUGCGCUGCCCUCACCGAACACAAGAUUCUCUUCCACAGUCAAUCUUACAAUCGACUUACAGAGUCCUGUCAUGCCCUUAAAGCUCUUCUCUAUCCCUUCAAGUACUCCCACGUCUACAUUCCAAUUCUGCCAGCAUCUUUGGUUGAGGUUCUGUCCACACCAACGCCCUUCAUCAUGGGAGUUCAUUCUCACCUCCAGCAUGAUGUUUGUGAGUGCAGAAUUAAGACAAUGCUCUGUAAUCAUGCCUAUAUUCCACUGAUACAUACUGCUAAUAGUUCCAGAUCUAUCCGUGUCCCAGAAAGUCUGACGGUGUCUCUCUUGCCAGAACCAUUCUGGAGCCAGACCCAUGCUGCUCUCUCGAAGGUGCUUCACCCUGAUCUCAGCACCGCAGACAAUGCCUUUCCCUCAAGUGCUGGUAUCAGGGCCUCCCCACAUAUUGUGAUGGACAAAGAAAUCAGAGCUGUGUUCAUGCGCAUGUUUGCGGAGUUAUUACGGGGUUACCGAUCGUGUCUCACCAUUAUCAGGAUACAUUCAAAGCCAGUUAUUACCUUCCACAAGGCAUCUUUCCUUGGUAACCGUGGAAUGGUGGACAAUGAGUUUGUGGGCAAGGUCUUAGACUGCAUGUUCUUCACCACAUUUGUCACGGAGAGAGGCCCCCCCUGGAGAGUCUGUGACCUAUGGGAUGACCUCUACUCUGGCAUUGGGGACCAACUACGUCGGCAACAUGAUAGUCGAAUGCUUCUAGUCCAUAUUCCCGGUGCACAGGAACUUGGUCAACAGCUGUACAGCAAUGAAAACCCAAACCCACAGCCAUUUGUUGCCAAGAUUCCUAAGCCCACUGAGGGUUCAUUUACACGUAUCCAUCAACCAGUCUUCCCGCAUAUAGAUGCUCAGCAGGUCCAAAGUAUCAUUGAUGAAGGCACUGCCAAAAAAGUGAAAAUCCCACAAAAAGUGGGCCAGCCAAGAAUUGUUCCUAUGGGCCCCCAUAUCUCUAGUCUACAGUCAGGCAGAGGUUAGUAAAGUUCUGCAAGAAGAUUAGAGGUUAUGAGGAAUUGUGUGAACUGCAUAUUUGAGAACAAAAUAAGUGAUGCUAGAAAGACAUUCCCUGCAGUAUUAAGAGCAUUAAAAAGUAAAGCAGCUCGCUUGGCUCUGUGCACAGAGCUAAGUCACCAUGUCCAGGGCAAUAAAGCUGUUUUAGAACACCAGCAGUUUGAUUUAGUGGUUAGGCUAAUGAAUUGUGCACUGCAGGAUGAUUCUCCAAUGGAUGAGCAUGUGUUGCAGCUGCUUUGCUUCCUUUAUCACAGCCUUCUGUCGGAAAUUAUGUACAGGAGUUAUACAGAUCAUCAGUAUGGGGCAAUCAGCAGUUUGGAAGCAGCAUUUUAUCAAGAUGUUCAGAAGGAAUCAAGAGCUUGUACCAAGAUCGAUCUCAGCAAGCUACCCUCAGAUUCUGGUUCUUGGAAGGAGUCCAGAUUGUCCUUCCUCAGACCGCAUGAGUCCUCAGCUUUGGAAAUAGCAGCAGAGCAGAUGAGGCUCUGGCCUAAUAUUGAAACAAGAAAACAACGGGAAAUAGUGGAACAAGAGGAGUCCACUCUAUACUCUCAGGCAAUCCAUUAUGCAAAUAGGAUGGUGUUCCUUAGAGUUCCCAUAGAUGUUAAUGCAGCCACACAUAGACGUACCUUCAAUGAACGUGACACUGCCAGUAACAGUAUUACAAAUAGCAUGGCAGAGAGUGUUUUAGAUGCUGAGUCCGGCUUUGAAGACCAAGAACAGAGUGACCGUGAAGCCAGCGUAGUGCGCUUUGUGGCAAGAUUUGUUGACAAAGUAUGCACUGAAGGUGGUGUGACAGAGGAACACAUCAAGUCGCUACACCAAAUGAUACCAGGAGUUGUAGCUAUGCACGUGGAGAUGCUGGAUGCUGUGUACAAAGAAUCCAAGCGUUUACCACCAAUACAGAAGCCCAAGAUAUUAUUGCCAUCGUUAGUGCCGGGUGAAGAAGUAGUGUAUGAAGGCUUGAGGGUUUACCUACUUCCGGAUGGGAGAGAAGAUGCUACAGGUGGUAGUAUUGGAGGCCCAAUACUGUUGCCAGCUGAAGGAGCACUGUUCCUCACCAACUACAGACUCAUAUUCAAGGGUCUGCCUACAGACCCAUAUGCUUGCGAACAAGUUGUUGUAAGAUCUAUGCCAGUCUCCUCCAUCACACGAGAGAAGAGAGUCCCUGCCAAUCAGCACCCAGGACCCAUGGAUCAGUGGCUGAGUGAAGGCCUCCAGAUACGCUCAAAUACCUUCCAGUUAAUCAAAGUCGCUUUUGACGAAGAGGUCUCACCUGAAAGCAUAAAAACGAUGCGCAAGAUGAUAAACCGGCUACGACAUCCACCAUACAUAAUGAAUCUCUUUGCAUUUGUGGGCCCAGUCAUGUUCCACAAACGCCAAAUGGCUCUCACAGUGCUUAAUCACCAAUGUAGGUUUUGCCAAGAAGACUUAAUGAAGACCGCAAAGGUAGCUGGCCUGAAGUCUGGUAAGGGUAACAAACGGAACAAGUAUCACUUCCCGAGCAACAACAAGUCAAUGACCUCUCCAGGGAGGAUGAGUUUAGCCCAAAUGGCCAACAUGGACCUCAGCAAUGAGAACCUGGCCAUUGAUGAUGAUCUGUCCGUCCAGGUUUACCAGAGAGCCGAAUUCUUUGGCACUGACCAUAGGCUGAGGAGGUCUGUGAGACGACCUAAGAGGUCAUGGCUUGAGCAGCUCAACAUGACCUGUUGCAAGGAGUUAGAGAUGGGCCAAGGGCAUGUCUGGAGUCUCACCAUGAGGGACCUUGGUGGCUGGAAGAAAAGGGGUGGAUCAGACAAACUCAACAUCUCUGGGUUCUGCACAGACAAUUCUGGUGGAGAAUUUGGGCUAAGCAAGCUCUCCGCUAGGCUGUUGUGCCCAGAUCAACAGCAAACAAUGGGGAUGAAACAUGACUCUACCAAUGCGAUCCCAAGGACAAAAUUCAGUCAAAACAGUGGCUGCCCAGGGUGGAAGCCCAAAGCAAAAUAUGAGCAUUCAAGAGGAAAGGUCAUGGCCACUGUCUUUGGGAUGCAGAAGGGAUUUUGCUGGUUAACUUCCCCAAGAGCAAGAAAACAGUUAUGCCCGGUCACUCGAUAUGGCUUCCUAGGUACAAGUAACAAAGGCCAGUGUAAGCUGCUGCGAGUAACAUCGCCCGUCAGCCGCAGCUCUGGGGGAGUUGGACUGUGGUGGGAGGCUCUCGCCCAGGCAGUUGUCUGUGGGGUGUUUGGUGGGAGUGCGAGAGGUAGACAGCAAGACCGGAGAAGCUCUCUGAACGGAGCUACCACAAGACACAUGCGCUUGGGGCUCGGCAGUCUAGCAGCACUCCACCACCGAGUCUUCUUUCUUGACAGCUAUCCAGCCUUGUUGUCUGUGCCCCCUAACACGGGUGAUGACAGCAUUCACCGCCUAGCACGAUGUUAUCGCCAAAAUCGCUUGCCAGUUAUUACUUGGAGACACCCACGUAACAAGGUACGAUUAUUCCUUUUGGCGUUUUUACUACUCACAACAAGUGAGGUAUCAUAUUCAGUAGAGCAAGAGAAGUACCUUGCAGCAGUUGUACAGGCAACCCCUCUGUCCGUCCUGAGAGAAGGGUCCACUUGGCGACUCACAGGCUCUUCACCUUCAAUCAACUCCUUGGUGCUGGCCGCAGGGGGUGCAACCUUGGAAGUCCCCCCUACCAUCCCACUUAUCCACACUCACACCAGAAGUGGGACGCAAGUCAAAUCCCUUAUCGAGGCUAUGAACACAUUACGCAAAUUUGCUGUUGCUAAAGUGAAAAAGGCCAUAGCUUUGGAGUAUGUCCUUGAAUCAUGUGACCAAAGAUUCUCUCAUACAAGAGUGACUCUUAAGGACAAGCGGGGCAAGGGGUAUAGGGGAGGAGGUGUCGGUGGGGCUCCCUGCGUGGAGCACGACCAGGUGUGCCGUCCAGUGGGGUUAGAGGGACUUAGGGACCUCCGCCACCACCCCACAUCCACCCCGGCCCUUCGUUCCAGCAUCAACACGGGGCCAAGGCUCUCCGUGGGGCUCAAGGAUAUGGGAACAGAAGCCCUUCAAUCCUUCCACAAAGCUGCUCUCUAUGUAAAGUGUAAAAGGGUUGCUUUCAAGAAAUCUGUAUUUGAGCUAGUGAAACACCAGUUUUGCUCUUCGAUAGUUCAAACCAGCAUUGCUAUAUUAGAGGUGAUAUGGUGUAAAGGAUACUUGUCAGAGCCUGUGUUUGAAAGUGAUACGAUUCUUCACUUGUGUCCAGCUGUCAUGAAAUUUGGUGUGAAUGUGCUAUCUGUGCCAGCGUGGGAGAGCCGAGCCAAGGAUCGCAGGGCAUUCAGUGUUAUCCGGAGGGUGUAUAGAUCAGACGGGACAAAUGAUUUUGGGAUGAACGAUCGGUACAUUCCAAAGGAAAACAAGACUGUGGGUGGAUACACUAACAUCGCACAAAAUGUACCACAGUUCAUGCCAUCAACGAUAUGCCAAUAUUGUUUAGUCCAGCAAGGCUGGAUGAAGAAAAAGCACCCGAAGAGGAGGAAGAUUAAACCCCCAGCCAUCAGGUGGUGCAAAGGGGAGUCCUUUGGUAAGAGACGAGGACCCCAGACCCUCCUAAAGUACAGUGCUUCAUAUUUUAAGUGCCAUGACGUCGUUGCUCAAGAGAUGAAGUAUCACCCACGAUGCCCUUUAUGGAGUUAUACAAUUUGGAGAGAGCAUACCUCAAUGCAAUCAGCAAGAGGAGAAGGCAACAGACGAGGAAACGAAUCAUAUCCUGUAGCAUUCUCAGAACUUGUCAUCUACAUAAUGGAUAGCAAAGUGACCAAUAUAAAGCCCAAAACCUUUGUAUUUAGGGUGGCUGAUCUAGCUGCACUAUACAAGAGCCCAUUUGAGCAAUUGGGUGUGGACUCACCAGAUGUCAACUCGACCAGCGCAAAUAUCAUCCCUCGAGAAAUGCUUGACCACAAGACUAAUUCAGCAAAGAGUUCACUGACCAGUCUGUGGAAAGCUGUUCCUAAAUCUCUACUACAAUUUGUGUGUAGCAUUGAACGUGGUGUAGACAUCAGAUCACAUCUGACACAUAGAGUAGUAAAAUCAGAUUUAGCUAUUGCACAACUGCCCGCAAUACAACUGCUACUCGAAUACACGGCUAAGAAUGAUGUUUCAAAAGCUCAAUGUUUGUUUAUCAGGGCAUCAAAACAGAUGCUUACCACAAGACAGAGUUCAUCCCCGUUGAAUACACAGAGGGCGCCAAAUCAAGUCCUCUUUAAAGAAACUGAUGAGAGCCUGGUACCCUCCUCUCCAGCUGCUGACAAGAACAGUCCUUCUUCAGCCAAUUUUGCAAAUCUGAAUGUAUUGGAGGCCUGGUCUCCUUUUGUGGCCCAAGCAAUUGAGAACAGUGAAUGGUUGAAUCAGCUGGAAACCCUCCUGCAGGUAGCAGGGGCCAUUGUUGACCUGAUUGAUUUGUUGGGAGCAUCAGUUAUGCUUCUCCUAGAGGAUGGGGACUUCACUGCUCAGGUAACCAGCAUUGCUCAACUCUGCUUGGAUCCAUACUACCCGAUUGAAGGGUUUAGAGUCCUGAUUGAGAAAGAGUGGGCUUGCAUUUGUCAUCGAUUCAAUCAUCGCUCAAAUCCUCCAGGGAUCCAAGCUAGGGGCUUUGCUCCUAUAUUCCUUCAGUUUCUAGAUGCUGUCCAUCAGAUCCAGCGGCAGUUUCCUUGUCUUUGAAUCAAUGAAUACUACCUCCGUUUUUUGGCUUACCACUAUGUGUCAGCUCGUUUCCGCACAUUCUUGAGUGAUUCAGAGCUAGAGAGAGCAGAGUUAGGCAUCAUGACAGAGGAAGACAAGCGAGGUUCCUUGUCAAGACACCACAAAGGCUUAGUGAGCAUCGCAGGAUGA
Messenger RNA from Penaeus monodon (black tiger shrimp), 6606 nucleotides. Its product is annotated as myotubularin-related protein 13-like. NCBI's taxonomy places the organism in Eukaryota, Metazoa, Arthropoda, Malacostraca, Decapoda, Penaeidae. The record is from RefSeq and is a predicted model, not a curated record.